GCAGAGGGUGUCAGAUCUUUCAGAGUGCACCAGGCUGGAACAAGCAGAGCUUCUUAGCAACUCUCUUCUACCCCCCUCCCCAUUCUCGCGCUCUCUCCCUCCCUCAGAAAACUCGCCCCCCGCCCUCCACCCCCUCCACGUAAUUCUGAAAGAGCAGAAUAAAGAGGAGAAAAAGAAAAGAAGAGCUAGUAACCGAGAGCCGGAGCCCAGAAAAAAAGCUGAAGAGGACCGAAGGGAAGGAAAGGAAAAGGAUGGACAGCUACAAAACGCAGCGAUUGCGGAAAUUUUCCAGCGCCAUUGGCUCGGCGGCGUGAGUUCCUCGGUCGGGCGUGAUUUCAGCACCGGGGGGACUGGACAGCACCUCGGGGGGACUUCUGGGCAACCUGCAGCCACAGCAAGAACUCCAUCAGCCGCCUCAGCUACAGAAGCCGCCGAAAACCCUGCUUUAUAUCAGAGAGGCAAGGUCAGUCCGACGCACAGCCAUGCACAGGCAGUGCGCCUGUACUACGCUGCAAACCCUCUGCUUGUUUCUCUAACAUGCACUUGCUUCUAAUUACUAGCAUUGUUCCUUUCCUGAUUAGUGAGGACCACUAGACCAGGUUCUGUAAGGGUGUAUUUUUAAUUUAUAUGUAUAUAUUUAACUUCUUUUGUUAAUUUUAAAGGGUUGAGGGGGAGUGGGGUUAUUUUUUUCUACUUUCUUCUUUUCUUUCUCUUCUUCCUUUCUUUUUCUUUUUUUUUUUUCUUUCUUUUCUUUUUUCCUCCUUUUUAUUUUUCCUUUUUGCUUGCCUUGCACUACGUGCCUGGAUAGUCUGUGGAUAUAAUUAUUGACUGGCGCCUGGGUUGUUGCAGUGCGGGGGGGUUAGGGAGGAAGGAAUCCGCCCCCACCCCCCCAAACCCUUUUCUUCUCCUUCCCUGGGUUCGGACAUUGGAGCACUAAAUGAACUUGAAUUGUGUCUGUGGCGAGCAGGAUGGUCGCUGUUACUUUGUGAUGAGAUCGGGGAUGAAUUGCUCGCUUUAAAAAUGCUGCUUUGGAUUCUGUUGCUGGAGACGUCUCUUUGUUUUGCCGCUGGAAACGUUACAGGGGACGUUUGUAAAGAGAAGAUCUGUUCCUGCAAUGAGAUAGAAGGGGACCUACACGUAGACUGUGAAAAAAAGGGCUUUACAAGUCUGCAGCGUUUCACCGCCCCGACUUCCCAGUUUUACCAUCUAUUUCUGCAUGGUAAUUCCCUCACUCGACUUUUCCCUAAUGAGUUUGCUAACUUUUAUAAUGCGGUUAGUUUGCACAUGGAAAACAAUGGCUUGCAUGAAAUCGUUCCUGGGGCUUUUCUGGGGCUGCAGCUGGUGAAAAGGCUGCACAUCAACAACAACAAGAUAAAGUCUUUUCGAAAGCAGACUUUUCUGGGGCUGGACGAUCUGGAAUACCUCCAGGCCGAUUUUAAUUUAUUACGGGAUAUAGACCCUGGGGCCUUCCAGGACUUGAACAAGCUGGAGGUACUCAUUUUAAAUGACAAUCUCAUCAGCACCCUACCUGCCAACGUGUUCCAGUAUGUGCCCAUCACCCACCUCGACCUCCGGGGAAACAGGCUGAAAACGCUGCCCUAUGAGGAAGUCUUGGAGCAAAUCCCUGGCAUUGCCGAGAUUCUGCUAGAGGAUAACCCGUGGGACUGCACCUGUGAUCUCCUCUCCCUGAAAGAAUGGCUGGAAAAUAUUCCCAAAAAUGCUCUGAUCGGCCGAGUUGUCUGUGAAGCCCCCACCAGACUACAGGGGAAAGACCUCAAUGAAACCACAGAACAGGACUUGUGUCCUUUGAAAAACCGAGUGGAUUCAAGUCUCCCAGCGCCCCCUGCCCAAGAAGAGACCUUCGCUCCUGGCCCCCUGCCAACCCCUUUCAAGACAAAUGGGCAAGAGGAUCAUGCCACCCCAGGGUCUGCUCCAAACGGAGGUACAAAGAUCCCAGGCAACUGGCAGAUCAAAAUAAGACCCACUGCUGCGAUAGCGACCGGCAGCGCCAGAAACAAACCCCCAGCCAAUGGCUUGCCCUGCCCUGGGGGCUGCAGCUGCGACCACAUCCCGGGGUCGGGUUUAAAGAUGAACUGCAACAACCGGAACGUGAGCAGUUUGGCUGAUUUGAAGCCCAAACUCUCCAACGUGCAGGAGCUUUUCCUUCGAGAUAAUAAGAUCCAUAGCAUCCGAAAAUCGCACUUUGUGGAUUACAAGAAUCUCAUUCUGUUAGAUCUGGGCAACAAUAACAUUGCUACUGUAGAGAACAACACUUUUAAGAACCUUUUGGACCUCAGGUGGCUGUAUAUGGAUAGCAACUACCUGGACACGCUGUCCCGGGAGAAAUUUGCUGGGCUGCAAAACCUUGAGUACCUGAACGUGGAGUACAAUGCAAUCCAGCUCAUCCUUCCUGGCACAUUCAAUGCCAUGCCCAAACUGAGGAUCCUCAUUCUCAAUAACAACUUACUGAGGUCCCUACCAGUGGACGUGUUCGCUGGGGUCUCCCUCUCUAAGCUCAGCCUGCACAACAAUUACUUCAUGUACCUUCCGGUAGCAGGGGUGCUGGACCAGUUAACCUCCAUCAUCCAGAUAGACUUGCACGGAAACCCUUGGGAGUGCUCCUGCACCAUUGUGCCUUUUAAGCAAUGGGCAGAACGCCUGGGUUCCGAAGUGCUGAUGAGCGACCUCAAGUGUGAGACGCCGGUGAACUUCUUUAGGAAGGAUUUCAUGCUCCUCUCCAAUGACGAGAUCUGCCCCCAGCUGUACGCGAGGAUCUCGCCCACGUUAACUUCGCACAGUAAAAACAGCACUGGGUUGGCGGAGACCGGGACGCACUCCAACUCCUAUCUAGACACCAGCAGGGUGUCCAUCUCGGUGUUGGUCCCGGGACUGCUGCUGGUGUUUGUCACCUCCGCCUUCACUGUAGUGGGCAUGCUCGUGUUUAUCCUGAGGAAUAGAAAACGAUCUAAGAGAAGGGACGCCAACUCCUCGGCGUCCGAAAUUAAUUCCCUACAGACAGUCUGUGACUCUUCCUACUGGCACAAUGGGCCUUACAACGCAGAUGGGGCCCACAGAGUAUAUGACUGUGGCUCCCACUCGCUCUCAGACUAAGACCCCAACCGGGGUAGAGCGGGGGUGGGGAGGGAGGCGAUCCCCCCCCCCACCACCACCACCAACCUGUCCCCACCCCGCUGUCAUCCCCGGGGUCAGAGGAGCCCAGACCCAAACCCAGCGCGCCUCAAGGCUUUAUGGACAUAAGUAAAUAAAUAACUAUGAACUCGCUCCAGUGAGAGGGUUUGACCCCUUAGCUCCCUCCUGGAAACAAAGAGCAGACUGUGGCGAGCUGGGAGAGCGCUGCCAAAUCGCUCUUUGCUGCGAGCUCCCUUUGAUAAAACCCAGCAGGGGCCCUGCUCAAAGAACUAGCCCUCUGCGGUGGAGCUGAUGGGGGUGGCUGCAGCGGUCCUAUACAUAUAUACAUAUACCCACAUCUAUAUAGAGAGAUAGAUAUCUAUUUUUCCCCUGUGGAUUAGCCCCGUGAGGAGGGGGGCGUGAUGGCUCCCUGUUGGCUAUGCAGGGACGGGCAGUUGCACGAAGGCAUGAAUGUAUUGUAAAUAAAUAACUUUGACUUCUGACAAAAACAAAAAGUGCUGCAUGGCUCGCAUGGAAACCACGCGCUCCAGGGACGCUGCCCUCCUUGGCGACUGGAGACGGCGUCACGUUCACAGCACCCACCCUCUUACCUGAUAAGUCCCAUCGUAUCAAACUUUCUAUAAACAAAACAGUAUAAUCAGAAAGUGCCAUUUCGCCAUUAUUUGUGAUCGGUAGGCAGUUCAGAGCGUACGUACGUUUACUGUGAAAAAAAAAAAUGUAAAGGUUUUAUUUAAGACAUUUGCAUGGCUAAUCAUCAGUCCAUUUUCUGAGUUAAAAAUGUAUUUUGUUGAGCGAAGUUUUAUGGGUUGUUUUGGGGGUUCUUUCCUUUAUUCUGAUGGUGAUGGUUUUUUUUUUUUUUUUUUUUGAGGGGGAAUAUUUUUCUAUAGAUAUCCAAUAAUGCCUUCCAUCUGAAUGUAAAAUAAGUACCCAUGAUUUCUAUUAUAGUAUCAGUGUAAUUAUUAAAAAAAAAAAAGAUUUUGAGGCAGUUAAGCAUGACCAAUUAAUGUCAUUCUAGUGCUUAGGCUGCGAUCUUAUGGUAGCAAUUCUGUGCUGGUGUAAAUCUUACUUAUACAGUAGGAAAAAAGAACCGAGGAAGCACGUGAAACUUACUAAUUCUAUUCGAGGAUUUUAUAAUGGCAUAUUUUUUCAGUAUUAAAGUGAAAAUGUUUUCAA
Molecule: messenger RNA, 4323 nt
Organism: Mustela lutreola (European mink)
Lineage: Eukaryota; Metazoa; Chordata; Mammalia; Carnivora; Mustelidae
Gene: SLITRK1
Product: SLIT and NTRK like family member 1
Exons: 1
Coding region: 1021-3111 (696 amino acids)
Biological process (GO): positive regulation of synapse assembly; axonogenesis; regulation of presynapse assembly
Cellular component (GO): postsynaptic density membrane; glutamatergic synapse; GABA-ergic synapse
Molecular function (GO): protein binding
Source: RefSeq, a predicted model, not a curated record